AUGGUUUAUAGUUCUGUACAUGCUCCGGUUUGUUUUGUCUUGCAGCAGUACACCACCACGCCGCACCCCACCAACCCCAACGAGACCAUCCUGGUCCCGCCCAAGUCCAGCCCCUUCCAGGACCCCUUCUUCAUCGUGGAGACCAUCUGCAUCUGCUGGUUCUCCUUCGAGCUGCUCAUGCGCUUCAUCAGCGCCCCCAACAAGGUGCACUUCUUCAAGGACAUCAUGAACAUCAUCGACUUCCUGGCCAUCAUGCCCUACUUCGUCACCGUGGGGACGGAGCUGGCCAAAGACAAGGGCACCCAGCCCUCCGUGUCCCUGGCCCUGAUCCGGGUCAUCCGGCUGGUGAGGGUCUUCCGGAUCUUCAAGCUCUCGCGCCACUCCAAGGGCCUCCAGAUCCUGGGCCAGACUCUGAAGGCCAGCCUGCGGGAGCUGGCCCUGCUCAUCUUCUUCCUCUUCAUCGGGGUCAUCCUCUUCUCCAGCGCCGUGUACUUCGCGGAGGUGGACAGCCCGGACACGCUCUUCACCAGCAUCCCCGAGGCCUUCUGGUGGGCGGUGGUCUCCAUGACCACCGUGGGCUACGGGGACAUGUGCCCCGGGACGGUGGGCGGGAAGCUGGUGGGCUCCAUGUGCGCCAUCGCCGGCGUGCUCACCAUCUCGCUGCCCGUGCCCGUCAUCGUGUCCAACUUCAGCUACUUCUACCACCGGGAGAUGGAGUGCGAGGACACGCGGGAGUACCACCACGUCUCCACCGCCGUCUGGGAGAAGGACGGCGAGGAGGAGGAGGGGGGGGAGGAGGAGGAGGGCGAGGAGGAGGACCCCGAGUACCCGGGGGAUUACGCGCCGCUGCCGCCCUGCCCCCCCCCCAACGGGACGCUGCCCGCCGCCGACCAGAGGCUCCACCCCCAACAGCCUCUGGUCACUCAGGUCUAG
This is a messenger RNA of Menidia menidia (Atlantic silverside), 933 nucleotides long. Lineage: Eukaryota; Metazoa; Chordata; Actinopteri; Atheriniformes; Atherinopsidae. The record is from the annotation of a GenBank genome assembly.